This is a messenger RNA of Cladocopium goreaui, 1813 nucleotides long. The record is from the annotation of a GenBank genome assembly. Lineage: Eukaryota; Dinophyceae; Suessiales; Symbiodiniaceae.
GGAAGGCUUCAGACCUGUAGGAAGCCAUGGGGAAUUGUUUCACAAAUGCACAACCUGGGGUGCAUCAAAUGUUUUUUCCUAUGUAUGUGGUGAAGGUCUCUGAUUUCCUCCGAAUGGAGGGAGCCCUGUUGUCACAUGCUGAACUGGUGAAGCAAAACUUGCUUCAAAAAUGGGAGCAAGGGAUGUACACUGUCUUCAUUUCUCAUCAGUGGCUGGGAAGACAGCAUCCAGAUCCCAGUGGUGCUCAGACCUCUGUCCUGCGGAAGCUGAUCGCUCGACUAGAGCAAGAGGAUUUGAUGAUCGAAGGGGAUACAGUAUCUGCAUCUUAUGGCCAGCGCCUCACCCUUUCAGAAGAUACCCGCAAGAACAUUCUGGAGGGAUAUCUUUUUCUGGACUGGUUUGCGAUCCCACAAGUCACGGCCCGUCUCCAUGGAGUGAACGAGGCAACCACGAAGUCAGAUGCUGCUCUAGCAGUCAAGAGUAUUCCCGCAUAUGUGGAGUGUGCUGACAUUUUCAUCGCGUUGGUGCCCUAUGUGCUGAACGAAGAGAAGAAAUGGUGCAAUCAUUCCACCUGGAUAGCUAGAGGAUGGUGCAGGGCAGAGUUGUGGUUUCACAUGCUGGCGGGCAAGACUGACACCAGUGCCAUCAUCAUAUUUUCAGAGAAAGAGGCCAAGUUCAUGCUUGCCCUGGAAUGGUUGAAGAAUAGUGUUGUGAGCGGCGACUUCACGGUGGAGGCGGACCGUUUCGUAGUGGCGAAGCUGGCUGAGAGGGCGUUGAAAAGGAAGAUCUCCAAGCUGAAAACAAGCGGCCCCGUCAACAAGUAUCGCUUUUACGUGGCUCAUCAAUCCAAAAUGCUGGGCCAGCACCACCAUGACUACCGCUUGCAGGCAUUUCUCAAUGAUUUCCGGUUUUCAAGCCUUGAAGAAGCUUCUCGAGAUGAAAGCGGCAUGAAUGGCGUUCUCUGCGCCAUGUUUUGUGGCGACCGAACGAUGCUGCGACUGCUUGCGACCUCUAAGGCAAAUAUGAAUUUGAGUGUUCGUGGACUUGCAGAGCUUGGAUAUUUCGAUGGCCAAACCUUACUUCUGAUGGCAGCGAAAUCAAAUCAACCAGCGCCAAUUUUAGCCACACUCAUUGAACUUGGUGCAGAUGUGAAGGCCAUUUCGAAUGUUGGAGCAAUUGUUGCGAACUUUGUGCGGUCCGCUGAACAGCUUAAGGUGAUCGUGGAGGCCCAGGCUGAUUUGCAUAGCAGCUACGAACCCUAUGGUCUCACCCCGCUCACUGUGGCCGCAUCUUCUGCUGGUUCGGACACUGCCACGGUGGCGGCGUUGUUGAAGGCAAGGUGCGACCCGAAUCCGCCAAGACAUGGGCUGGGCCAAACCCCUUUGAUGAUGUCAAUCCUGCACUCUCGCGGUGAAAAGUCUCCAGUUGACACGGUGCGACUGAUCCUUGAAAGCAAAGCAGAUGUGAACCUUGGUGCCGCUCCAACUGGAAUGUUUGAUUCACUCUGUGGAGCGGCGAUUGCCGAGGUGGAACAAGUGGGCAGGAAACAUAGUUUUCAGAGCAAACGUGGUUUCAGUAUUCUGCGCGGUCUGACUCCGUUGUGCCAUGCUGCAUGGAUUGGAGAUCCUGAAAUGACGCAGCUGCUGCUAGACUUCCGUGCUGACCCUUCUUUGCCCUGCAAUAUCGGGCUUUUCCCAGAGGAUCUGGCGGAAGAGAACGGACACUACCACCUGCUCCCAAUGCUACUUGUGAGCAUGUAGUAGCCUUAGUACAUAGCAAGAGACCACUGCCUCAAUUCGGCAGCUGAAGUAAA